AUGGUUGCUCCAGAGGAAUGCAUAUGGAAUGUGGUGGUUGUAAAGAGUUCAAUGCCUCACUCAAUAAGUUCAUUGAUGAGAGAAGAAAAUAUAAUGAGAUCGUUGAUUGGUUGUGAAGAAUUCCUUCAAUGCCGUUUUGGCAAAUUCACUAUUGAGAAUGGUGAAUUCAUCUAUAAUCUUGUUAUGGAAUUUGCACCUUAUGGUUCUCUACUCGAUAACAUUCUUCUAUUUCCUUCAUCUAAGAAUGAUGCAAAGUAUCAACUCAAGAUUGCAGAUUUUGGAUUGUCUAAGACUAAAGAAGAGAUUAUCAAUGCUGAGUAUAGAAAUUUCAGGUUUAGAGGGACACCGUUAUACAUGUCACCAGAAUCAGUUAAGGGUCAGAUUGAAACAUCAUUGGAUAUAUGGUCUCUUGGAAGUAUAGUCAUAGAGAUGAUCACUGGGUUAAAUGUAUGGAGGAACCCUCCAACUUCAAAGGAGAUGAUUCCAACUAAAAAUGAGAUGAUGUACAAGCUUGUUCAACUCUCGGUUCGACCAAGCAUUGUCCUUAAAGAAGCACCGAAGAUACCUAGUGGAGUAAGUGAGGAUUGCAGAGAUUUCUUGAGCAAAUGUUUCAUCAAGAAUCCUAGUCAGAGAUGGAUUGCUAGCAAGCUUCUCCACCAUCCUUUUCUGUUUUCUCCAUGUGAUUCUUUUGGAGGUUAUGAAAGAUUUCAUAUGGUUAAUUCGUCGUCCUCAUUUUUCACUUAUGAUUGUAAGAGGAUACCUUUAUGA
Gastrolobium bilobum is the source of this 768-nucleotide messenger RNA. RefSeq names its product mitogen-activated protein kinase kinase kinase 20-like. Gene Ontology annotation, molecular function: ATP binding; protein kinase activity. Lineage: Eukaryota; Viridiplantae; Streptophyta; Magnoliopsida; Fabales; Fabaceae. Gene Ontology annotation, biological process: protein phosphorylation. The transcript has 3 exons. The record is from RefSeq and is a predicted model, not a curated record. The coding region runs from base 1 to 768 and encodes 255 amino acids.